Helianthus annuus (common sunflower) is the source of this 1683-nucleotide messenger RNA. Its product is annotated as putative nuclease HARBI1. The transcript is spliced from 4 exons. NCBI's taxonomy places the organism in Eukaryota, Viridiplantae, Streptophyta, Magnoliopsida, Asterales, Asteraceae. The record is from RefSeq and is a predicted model, not a curated record. The coding region runs from base 316 to 1563 and encodes 415 amino acids.
UAGGGUUGUGGAUGACUGAUUUCAUGUUUAGUAAAUUGUAACUUGGAAAACCCUAGUUUUUGUGUGUCUUCAUCAGCUGCAGCUGAAAACAGUGAAGAAUAGAUGCUAGAUGAUGGUGACCAUUUGAUGAUUCAACUCUACUUAUUAAGAUUUGAUGCUAACCCACCCGAUUAAGCCGAAAAUAAGAAUCAAAUUGUCAUAAAAAGUGGUGAUUUGUUAGUUGCAUCCGAUUGUUGUUUGUUUUCAAUUAAUUCGCUAAGCUUUCCCCCCUCCAUGGCCUUAAAUUAAGGUUUAGUUAAUUGCACGUCUGAUCACAUGGUGCGUACAUUCUUUCGUAAAUUGUUGACAUACUUAUCUUCUUCAGAAGAUAGCGAUGAUGAUCUUAAUGAGGAUGUCGAAGGACAAUGUAUUCGCAAACGUCGUAAGUUCAUUCGACGUGAUCAUAUUCAAGGACAUGAGUGUCUGUAUCGCGAUUAUUUUGCUGAAAAUCCGGUAUAUUCCGCAAAUCUAUUUCGUCGGAGAUUUCGGAUGAGUCGUCCUCUAUUUCUCCGUAUUCUAAAUGAGGUAGUGGCUAACGAGCCAUAUUUUGUCCAAAGAAGAGAUAAUGCCGGAAGACUUGGUUUAUCUUCUAUGCAAAAGAUAAUUGCAUCACUUAGAAUGUUGGCCUAUGGGGUUACUACAGAUUUCAUGGAUGAAUACAUAGACAUCGGUGAAAGCACCGCAAUGGAGAGCCUCAAAAAAUUUUGUGAAACGAUAGUAAGUAUUUUUUCAGCUGAAUAUCUACGGUCACCAAACACCAAAGAUAUUACUCGAUUACUUGCUAUUGCGGAUCAACGAGGAUUCCCUGGAAUGCUCGGAAGCAUUGAUUGUAUGCAUUGGAAGUGGAAAAAUUGUCCCACAGCCUGGAAAGGUAUGUACAUUGGCCACAUUCGUGAACCCACUAUUAUUUUGGAGGCAGUUGCUUCAUAUGAUCUUUGGAUAUGGCAUGCAUUUUUUGGUAUGCCCGGUUCACUUAACGACAUUAACGUGUUAGAGAGGUCGUCUAUUUUCACGGAACUUGAGCAAGGGUGUGCUCCUCCAGUCAAUUACACAGUAAAUGGCCACGAUUAUACUAUGGGGUAUUACCUUGCAGAUGGUAUUUACCCUAAGUGCCAAACUUUUGUGAAGACGAUUCCAUCACCAAGAGGGGACAAGAAUAAACAUUUUGCAAAAGCACAAGAAUCUGCAAGAAAAGACGUCGAGCGAGCCUUUGGUGUACUUCAACAACGAUUUGCAAUAAUUCGAGGACCUUCACGAAUGUUCAAAGCGAAGGUACUGACAAGUAUAAUGAAAGCAUGUGUUAUUCUUCAUAACAUGAUCAUUGAAGAUGAACGUGAUGAUGAUGACAAUCUUAACAUAGAGUAUGAUCAACUUGACGAUGAUCUCCCCGAAUUGUCGCGCACUCAUACAAUUGAGAUUAUGGACUUUAUCCAACGGCGUCUUCAUAUUAGAGAUAGCUUGGCACAUCAUCAGCUUCAAGAAGAUCUAAUUGAACAUCAAUGGCUACGAUUUUCCCAACAUUAACCAAUGUCAAGUUUAGUGAAUGUUAUAAGUUGGAGUUAGAAACAUGUUAAGUGAUAAUCAUUAUAAUUAUUUAUGUAUGAUCAAAAGUUAUUAGCUUAACUUUUGUUACUUUAAGUUUGC